AUGCCUACCAUCUCGGUCGACAAGGCCGCUCUUUUCAAAGAGUUGGGCCGAGAGUAUACUACGGAGGAGUUUGAUGAGUUGUGUUUCGAAUUUGGAAUUGAGCUUGACGAAGAUACCACAAACUCGGACCGCCCUAUCGUCGAUGGAAAGCAAGAAGCCCCGCAACUCAAGAUCGAGAUCCCCGCCAACCGAUAUGACUUGCUGUGCUUCGAGGGCAUUGCGCUCAUGCUGAACAUCUUCCUGGGCCGGAAUCCCCUGCCCGAGUACAAGUUGACUCAGCCGGCACAGAUGGAGCAGAUUAUUGUCAAGGAAGAUACCACGAAAAUUAGACCCUACGUGGCUGGUGCAAUUCUACGGAAUAUCAAGUUUGACCAGGCUCGUUAUGAGUCCUUCAUUGCCCUCCAAGACAAGCUCCACCAGAACUUGGCCCGGCAACGAACUCUGGUAUCAAUCGGUACCCACGAUUUGGAUACUGUGAAGGGUCCCUUCACUUAUGAGGCUCUUCCUCCCAAGGAUAUCAAGUUCACCCCAUUGAACCAGACUCAGGAGAUGGAUGGCGAGGAAUUGAUGAACUUCUACGAGAAGCACCAACAGUUGGGCAAGUACCUGCACAUCAUUCGUGAUUCUCCAGUCUAUCCCGUCAUUUACGACUCCAACCGGACUGUCUGCUCUCUGCCACCUAUUAUCAACGGUGAUCACUCCAAGAUCAGCCCGAACACCACCAAUGUUUUGAUUGAGAUCACAGCGCUCGAUAAGACAAAGCUGGACAUUGUGAACAAGAUGAUGGUCACCAUGUUCUCCCAAUAUACCUUGGAGCCGUUCACCAUCGAGCCUGUCCAGAUUGUGUCUGAGCACAACAACGAGACUCGUGUCACCCCCGACCUCGCUCCCCGCACUGCUGAGGCUGAAGUCUCGUACAUCAACCAGUGCUGUGGCUUGAGCCUCAGCCCCACUGAGAUCUGUACUCUUCUCACAAAGAUGGCCUUCCGCGCCAAGCCUUCGACCACUUCUUCAGACAUCAUCAACGUCGAAAUUCCCCCCACCCGUGCCGAUGUUCUCCACCAGUGUGAUAUCAUGGAGGAUGUGGCCAUUGCCUACGGCUUCAACUCGCUUCCCCGUGCAUUCCCCGACAUGUCCGGAACAGUCGCUCAACCUCUCCCCAUCAACAAGCUUUCUGACAUUGUUCGUGUGGAGACUGCUAUGGCCGGUUGGUCAGAGGUGUUGCCGUUGAUUCUGUGCUCGCAUGAUGAGAACUUUGGUUGGUUGAACCGCAAGGAUGACGGAAACACCGCCGUCAAGCUGGCCAAUCCCAAGACCCUUGAGUUCCAGGUCGUCCGCACCAGCCUCCUCCCAGGUCUGCUCAAGACCAUCCGUGAGAACAAGCACCACUCUGUUCCCAUGAAGAUCUUCGAGGUUAGCGAUGUUGCAUUCAAGGACCUGGCUCUGGAGCGCAAGAGCCGCAACGAGAGACACUACGCUGCUGCCUUUUACGGUAAGACUAGUGGAUUCGAGAUUGUCCACGGUCUUCUUGAUCGUAUCAUGGCCAUGCUUAAGACCAACUUCCUCGCCGAGGGCGAGACUCCCACGGGCGACUCCCAGUACUUUAUCAAGGAACUAGACGAUCCCACCUACUUCCCCGGCCAUGCUGCUUCCAUCCACCUCCGUAUUGGCGGCAAGGAACAGGUCAUUGGUUCCUUCGGUAUUCUGCACCCUACUGUGCUGGAGAAGUACGAGUUGAAGUACCCAGUCAGCACUCUGGAGCUGAAUGUUGAGGCUUUCAUGUAG
Molecule: messenger RNA, 1785 nt
Organism: Penicillium concentricum
Lineage: Eukaryota; Fungi; Ascomycota; Eurotiomycetes; Eurotiales; Aspergillaceae
Product: phenylalanine--tRNA ligase subunit beta
Exons: 7
Coding region: 1-1785 (594 amino acids)
Biological process (GO): phenylalanyl-tRNA aminoacylation
Cellular component (GO): phenylalanine-tRNA ligase complex; cytoplasm
Molecular function (GO): magnesium ion binding; RNA binding; phenylalanine-tRNA ligase activity
Source: RefSeq, a predicted model, not a curated record